GGGACACUAUAUUCCAGAAAGCUCUAUCCUUGCUGUUACAUUCUCUGCUGAUGAGUCACCCAGGCAGAGGAUUGGAAGCUCUCUCUAUAUAUAACCACAGCAUCUCAGGCUCUCCUGCAUAGUGUGUGUCUCUCUGUGCUGAUUCCAGUAACCAGUCAGUCCAUCAGCAUCCAGGUAAGGGAUCAAUAGCUUACUGGCUGUUUGAGAUUCCAAUAUAAUAAGAAUAAUAGGAAGAAGAAUAAUUUAUGAUCAUAGCUUUUUUUUUUUACCAGAAAAGGUACAUUUAGUUAUUGCCUGUUUUAUAUAAACCAGAGGCUAUAUUUUAUUAUUACCCAAAUCAAUGUUAUUCAAGAUAAACUGAAAGAGCGACUUCCAGUGAGGCCCAUCACUCUCUUACCCUUGUGGACCAUAUUUAGCAAUAUUUAUUUUAUCUCAGAAUCCUUAGUAAUGGUGUAUUUUAGUAAUAUGUGUUUUUCUAUCCACCCUAACUAUGUGACCCACUGAUUGUCAUUAAGGAGUCUAAGCUUCCAAAGUAACAUUCCGGUUUUAACCCCUUAAGGACACAUGACAUGUGUGACAUGUCAUGAUUCCCUUUUAUUCCAGAAGUUUGGUCCUUAAGGGGUUAAAGGUGAAUUUUACAUUUUAAGCCACCAUGAAUAGAACUAAAACAAAUUAUUUACGCAGGCUGAUUUCUAAAUUCAUUAAAUCCAGACAGAAAACUUGGAUAUUGGAAACAAUUCACCUAAUUCUUUCCUAAAAUGUUACGUUUACUUUGCAGUUCCAUUAAUAACCCAGCCAAUGGCUGUGGCACACGUAGGGUUAACAUUGAUCGAAUAAAAUAAUUACCAAAUGAUAUGUGAUUCAUUCAGAUAGAAUUAUUUAGGAGUUUAUCUGCUAAACAUUGAACUGCGCUCAUACUAACCCACUUCCAACAUUAAACUCACUGUAUAGAAAUAUCCCCCUGGGUUUAUUUUGCCUUAAAUGUCUUCUAUUUGUCUCUUCACUCUUUCUAACUGUUUAGUCAAUCAACCCCUUUGUGGUUGCUUAUGUAUUACUAUAUUAUUGGCUUUUCUGGGUCAUACUUAUUUUAUUAUAUUUUUUAAUUCCCCAGGUGUAUAUGUAUGUGCAUGUAUAUAUACACACACACACACUUACACAAACACACACACACACACUUACACAAACACACACACACACACACACUUACACAAACACACACACACACACACGCUUACACAGAACUCAAUUUCUGUGCAUUUGUAGCCCUUGUUCCAGUAUUUCAGUUAUAUUUGUUACUUUAUAUCACAUUUCUAGCUUCCGAUACAAAGCCUGCUCUAACAAGUAAUACCUUUACUCAGAUUUGCAGUUAUAGGCUAGACAUGCGCCAAACCAAUAAUUAGAAUUAAUCUGACAAUGAAAGCGUUACUUUAAAUCCUAUCUCCGUCGAAUCAGUUACUUUAAAGCUUGAUAAUACUGCGAUGUAUUCACUAAACCAGAAACAUGUAAGAAUGUACAAAGACAUGGCAAACCUUCGGCUGAUUUGGAGACAUUUUCCAAUUUAGCUGUUGUUUUAAAUAUUGUGAUUGUCCCACGUUAGUGGAGUGACCCCCCUAUGUCAGAUAAGUAAAUCUUGGGGUAAAGCGCAGUACAGCUUGGGAUGAACCACACUAACAUUCUACUGUCCCUGGUUUGUCCCAUCACACGGUUUGUUUACUGGAGUUGUGAUUUAACCCCCAGAUUGCUUUGGGAUGGAAACCCAUCUGUUAUUACAGCCAACAUUAAUAUUGUUAACCCAGUCCUGACUCUCCCAGGGGCAGCUGUGGGUGAUGAUGGCGCAGUUGUUGACGUUUCCAAUGAUACAUUGCUGUGUCUGCGUAAAAUUGGAGUAGCAUUGUCGUCAAGUUGCGUCCCCAAAGGUCAGCAAUUGGCACAGUCACAAGAUAUCCCAAGGCCAUGUUCCAUUCCGUUACAUGAUACAUUGUGUAUCUGAAUAUAACAGAAACAUUUUACAAUACAAAUACAGAUACAUUUAUCAUCGAUAUUAAAAUAUGGCACAUCUACAGAACUCCCAGCAUUUCAUAUGUUCAAAGAGAGACACUUUAAUGUUGGGGGGGGGGGGGGGGAGUGGGGUGUUGCCGCUGGCGGGGCUUUACAGAGAUAUUUUAGGUGACUUACUGAUAAUAACAUAUAUAACUAAAUGUAAUUUAGAACAAGAACAAUGUAUUUUAUUUCCACAGACUGAAUUCUAGAAGCCAAAGCCUCACAGCAUCAUGGCCACUACGUUAGCCUGUAGUAGUUAUGGUGCCCUGAUGGAACUCUAGCUGAUUUGUGUGCUACAAGUCUUAUCCCUCUCAGCUGCCCAGAUGUAACAUUUAUAGAAUGAGUGGCUGGGGAUGCUCUCUCCUGGGUCAUUUAUUUAAAUACAGAAUAUUCACUAAAUGCUCAAUUGAUGUAACUGGAAAGUGGAUUCAUAGUGAAGUUAACAUUUUAGAUUAACACAAACUGGAAAUAUUCGCUAAAUCAGCAAUAAUUACCUUUACUCUAAAAUUUGAAAUUCACAGUUACUAAUAGUGAGAGGGUCCUAGCAGUGAGGCCGUGAGUUGCCCAUCUACAGUUCCUUGUGAAAGAGGGCGUCCCGAGGAGCGUCCUGCAGUCCUGAUGACUCUGCCUAGGUGGAUGCAGUAGGUUCUCUGGUGUAGAAUCAGGUUUGAGCCUCUAGUUCCUCAGCACCGCCACCUUGGCUAAGUUGUUAACUGUUUAUUUAAAUUAUUACGGCUGUUCCGUUAUAGUGGUUUAUGUUGCUUGGAUGCCCCCUUUCUGCUGGUGUUAACAAAGUUGUCCGGAGAUGGUCUUUUCCCUCCAGCCUCUUGUCACGUGUUAUUUGUUGGGGGGAGAAUUUAUGGGAGGGUUUGCGUGGUUGGGAGUUUAUUAAAGGUUUGAAAUGACCCCUUAUGUUAGCAGUACCAGUCAUUAAUCACAAUGUUUUUGCCAAAUUAGAUGAUUUAGGAGGAUUCACAAUUAAGGGAUUCUUCCAUCUUGUCAAGAAUGGAUAUAAAUGUGGGCAUAACAAAUAUAGUGCAUUUAGACUAUACUCUGGGAUUCCAUCAGGUGACAAAUUAUAUUUAUUUGACCAUGUUUGUAUGUUUCUUUUUAUGUCCGUUCUCCCAGUUGCCCCCAUUCCACCUCUCUCUUUUUCCAGCCUCUCUUUUCUUUCUCUCUCCCUGUAUCUCUUUCUCUCUCCGUUAUAUCUGUAUUUGAGAGAAAUAUUGAUUUCUGCUAUAAAAGUCUUGUCAGUGUCAGCUGUUUUGUAAACCCUUCAAUCUGUGUCCUUCAAUGCAGGGAUGUGGUGCAUGUCCUAUAUUAAAUAGCCUCCUUGCUGUGAAUUAUUUUUACAGAAUAAAUCAAUAGAAAUUGUUUGGGUGCAGGGAUAGCCCUUAGCAAGUAUCUGCUAGACGAACAUUGAUUGAAUUUAUUGUUACGCAGGCAAUACACUGCCAAGGUCACCCUCCAUGGCACAAUGUUUGUAGGACAAGCAGGCUGCUUCUGGAUGGACUUUCUAUAUUAACACGGUCUUAUUGCAGAGGGAGUAAUGUAACCUUAAAGUGACACUCCGGGCACCAAUGCAACUUUAAUACAUUUGAUAGAUUGUUGGCCUCAUUAAUAUCCUGUAUUUUUUUGUAUGCUCGACUCUUUAUAGUUUUUCCACAAAAAAAUAAAUGUUUUGCAGAAUGUAGCACAAUAAGUCUGCCUCCUUAGCCAUGCCCACUCAUGCCAGAAAUACUUCCUUAUCAAAUGUAUGUACACAGCUCACCCCCGACAGUACUGAGUGAUCUUUUGUUAAUUCACAACCUGGCUGCAGACAGUCAGAGAAACUAAGAACAGGUAGUUAUAUUCUUACUAUAUGUCCCCCUGUGUGUCCUCUACUUCUAAUGCAGGGUGUUUUUUAGUUAAGAUCACUUAGAGUUGUCAGUGGCUGUGUACAUACCACAAUCAGGAAUUAUUUUUCUGGCAUGAGAGGGUGUGGCUAAAGAGGCAGGCUUAUUGUGCCGUAUUCUGCAAAACAUUUAUUUUUAUUUUAUGCAAAAACAAUAAAGAUAGAUUUGAGAAUGCAAAUUAAAAUAAAAUACAGCAUAUGUAUUAGGUCAAAUCCUAAUCAAAUGCAUUAAAGUAGCAUUGGUGCCCGGAGUGUCCCUUUAAGUCAAUAACAGUUUUAAAUUCAGAACAUUCUUGGGUCGCUGGUUUUCAGACUUCUAAAUGUGCAGUAUCACACGGUGCGCCUCCACUGCUGGACAAAUUUUUUUAAUUAUUCCAAUAAUUCAUUCUACUCUGUUACAGCCAGGAGAGAGUUAUAAAUUCCUACUUUAAAUUAAGGCACACGGCAUCCGUGCCAUCUGCUGAGCACAGAGUGAUGUACGCAUCGUUUUAAUUGAAAAUCCCUCUGAUGGAAUUUGUUGUGUGUGUGUUACAUGACUUUCCCAGAUGUUUUACAAAAAAAUAAGGAUGUUGCAUAAGUUUCCUAAUUCUGGAAAAAUAUUUCAUAACAGCCUUUAAAUAAAAGUUUGGUUAUUUUGUAACGCAUGAUGGUUCAACCUGUCAUUUUGUUUCCAUAUUAGCUUUCUAAUUGGCUUAUAGGGAUUUAUUAAUUAAAACAUUAACUUUUGGGAGGAAUUAGAAGGGUAUUGCACAUUUGUAAGCCAAAGUAGUUGUGGCCUAAAUAUUUCACUUCACAAUUCCACAUUUGAUGAAUACAACUCACAUGGCUAUUCAUUAGUGAGAAUUCAAAGUGAAAUUAAAGGAACACUCUGCACACUUUAUCGAAAUGAAGGAGGUCUGUGGCACUUUCUUACAUGAAAGGUUAAACCAUUCUUAAAUGGUUUAACCCCAAAGUUUGCCUCCGGCACCGGACUUCUUCAGUUGUGUUACAGGAUUCAUGGAGUGCUGCCAGGCAGGAGCAUUGCUGAAAUGUUUUUUGUAUGAAUGGGGAGGUACUGAUUGGCUCAGAGUAUCAACUAACCAUUCUAGCCAAUCAGCAGCGCCUCUGCCCGGCGGCACUCCAAGCUUCCUGAAACACAAUAGAAGAAGCUGGAUGCCAUUGAGGAGAGAGAGAUCCAUCGCUGGAGGAGAACUUUGUAGUUUGUUCGAGAGCGGUGUAACCCCUUCAGGUUAGAAAGCACCAGUGACCCCGUGGCAUUUCUAUGAAGUUAUUAUGGUGCCCAAAGUGUUCCUUUAAGGUCAAAAUAGCCCAAAUAAAAAAUCCUCUAAGUCACCAUUUAUACUUAUGCCUCCCACCCACCACUCUUGGGUGGGGGCCAUGGGGAGGACAAUAGGUCCCCCCCAAUUGUCUGUAAGGGUCCCCACCCACCGCAAUUGGGUGAGGAUCUGGGGGGGACAUUAUUUAAUUAAGGUCCCCCCAUUUAUAUUAAUAGCCCCCACCCGCGGGGUCAUGAGUUGAGGUGCGGGUGGGCACUAUGCCCCCCCCUUUUGUUAUUUUGGCGCAGUCACUAGUUGUUUUAAAUGGGUAGGGGCCUGGGGGGACACUAGGUCCCCCCGUUUAUAUUAAUAGCCCCAUAGGUCACGGACCCCCAUAGGUUUAAAUGGGGGGAGGCUGGUUAGGAAUUAAUAUUAUUUAUUACAAGGAGGGAGCUGGUAGCUCUGCCGGCUCCCUCCUUGCUUUUUUGGGGGGGCGCAUGCACAGUGGUAUUUUCGUCAUAAUGGACGAAAACGAAUUAAUUUUUACCGGAUUUCGUUCAAAAACAAAUGGUUUACGGCCAAAUUUGGAAUGGACAAAUUAAAUUUUUAUUUUACGAAUUAUUUCCUACGAAACGAAAAUUUCACUGGUGAACAUGUCUAAUGCUAACAUCUGGAAGUUGUAAACUAACAUAUAUUAUAAAUUGUACUUUUUUUUUUUUUUAGGUGAGACGGUAUAAUUCAAGACGUUUAACUACAAGACAUUGUAUAACCCUCUCAUUGCUUGUAUUGUUAAUAUAUGAAGCUCAGUAUAAUUACAGUGGUUUAUAUCAGGAGAGUCCUAUUGCAUACCUAAAGUGAGAAGAUCAGAUGCUCAUGCUAUGCAAGUAGGUCUAAUUCCCAGCAGUUUAGAAUACUAGUCAAAUUGAUAUACUUAGGUAAAUGACCGAGUGCGGGUUGAUCUCUGAGCUUUCGGCUAAUUAAGUCCAGUACUGUAGACAAGUUGCUAGCCGGGGCCAGGCAGCUGCGGGCCUCAGCCUAUGCUGCUGAUCCGUCGUAGUGGGUAGUUAAUUUUGUAGUCCGGCGUGGUGUCACCUGUCUCCCUCUUGCUGGUCUGUGUCAGGUAACGGUCCUCAGUCAGGUCCAGCAUGAUCAGGUGAGGCGCUGUUUGGCUGGUGUUCCUCUGUGUGCUCGGUCCCUGUGGACGGGUAUCCGUGCAGAUGCGGUGUUCGGUAGAGUGCCCUCCUCCAGUAUGCGCCCGGAGUGCUGUUUCUGUUGCUGCAGGCCUGGAGACCGCUGAGUGACGAGUGCAGUCUGGGCCCAGAUCUUGCGCCCGGAAUCUGUCUCAGCUGGGUAGAGCCCUGCCGUUCUGGAGGUGGGGGUCCUCCCUUGCCCCGUGUCACAUCAUGCCAUAUUCUGCAGAGAUGUCUGGCCUUGGCUUCUGGUAUCCAGUACUCUUUUUACAAUUCUUGUUUAGUUUUUCUUGGUUUUUCUGGUUUUCUAUUCUAUCUCUGGUUUUCUUUAUGCUGGGUUUUUCUGGGAUCAUUCCUGUAAUCCGUCCCUGGAAUUCCCAGCCUCUUGGUUUCCUUUAAAUGUUUGUUUAUGUUGACACACCCGUUUGUUUUCCAUCAUUCCUUUUGUUUCAGUGUUCCUGCAGGCAGCUGCUCAAGUCUUCUGCCCUUUCUUGCAGGUAAGUGCUAUAUAUGUGUUUCUUAUGGUUCUUUUAGUAUACAUUAGGCAGAGUAGGACCUGCCAGAUAUGGGGUACAUUGGCGUUGUUGGCAGGCUUAUGCAAUGUAUGAUCAUAUAAUAUAACUAAACCCCAUACUUUUCAUAUAGUUAUUUCUCCUCUUGUUUUGCCUAUUAUAUCUUGUCUUAGUUUGUAAUCCCAGUCCAUGUACAAUCCUGUCCUGUCCUGCCCCUGUUUAGUCAAUGGUUCCCUUAUGUAUUGUGUACAUGUUCUGGGUUUAGCUUCCUAUCCUUCUCUGGUUCUGGGUUCUACUAGUUCUGUCUUGUUUUCAUGUUUGGUGACUAUCCUAGCCUUGCCUUGUUUCUGUACUGGAUACAUGUCUGCUGCAGAGCCCCCCUAUCCAGUUCCUGGGAGGUCUGCAUAUCAAGCUCCUAGUUCCUGGGAUCCGAUGUAGCAGGGUUCUGGUAUGUGGCUGCGCAAUCGCUGGAGCUCAACACCAGAGGGCAUGUGGUUACCCUGCACCAGGCCCGGAUAAUCCACUUCCACGCUGAAGACUCCCAACUUCUCAUCAGGCACUCAGGGGUCCCGGUUUCUGGAACAUCACCCGUGACACCCCAGAACUCUGUGGGAGCUGGUGCUUGUAGGCCAUGAGCCUGGGAGCCUGUGUGGCCCAGUGUCGCACCUCGUGGGGUGGUUCAGAGAUGUUUAGCCAGUCGCUUACGUAGUCUCUUUACAACUCUCCGCCAAUGUGGCCGGCACCUCUGGGUCAUGCCCAUUGUUGCUCUCAGUUAGGGAGGGUCCUUGACGUGGGGGUUUAGAGUAGGGGACAUCGAGUUGCCCUAGUGAGUAUCCCCUAUCCUCCUUCCGCCAACGGCUCUGACCUUCGCGGGUGAGUUUCGGUUUGGUGUGUCAGGCUGCAAGCAUGCUGCUAACUUGGCCCAGAAGCAGUCAAAAAUUGAUGCAAUACAAUAUUUUGUGUGAUCUACGGUUUCUGUGUUAGCAUGUGUAACAGAGCUCCCUGUACUCCGACUGAGUACCCUCCAUUGAUGGAUGCUCCUAGUGCUUCCUGAGGACUCCAAGCACUGCAGCAGACACCACAACCACCACAGACUCUGCAACCGCCGUAUCUUGACUGGAGUCUCGCUGUCUUCCUUCCACCCUGGAUCAGCUUCUGUCCUCCAGGACUGUGUGGGAAAGAACUCUUCCUUCCACCCUGAAUGAACCUCCAGCAUCCAGGACUGUGUGGUGAAGACCCCUCCUCCAAGGAGAGCGUGUCAGGAACAAGCUCUUAAAAGAGCUAAGUGACUCAAGCUCAGGGGAGCAUGCAGAGCAUUGCAAUCCCCAGUGUGAUUAUAACAGCUCCCUCCAAUAACAAGACAAGGCUACGUUUAGAGAGAUCAAGAAGAACUGUCAAAACCUUUAUUUCCCUUGGGACCAGCCAAUAGGGUCACCACAAUAACAUUGUUGUGAAACCUCAAUAAAAUCACAAACAGUCAAAUCAUAUCAAGCAACACACAGUGACUUAUCACAACACAAUGGCACAUUUUUAAAGGGGUGGGGGAGACAAUAUUUAACAGAAAAUAUCUCACGUGCCUGCAGAAUUAGCAAUAUGCAAAUCUACCCGAAUAUGCAAAUGAACCAGUCUUGCUAUUCAGGUAGUGCAUAUUGCUGUUGCUACUAACAGAGGGCACUAGACAAGCUCCAUAGCCAAAUCCACCUAGUUGGUAGCAAACCUCAGCAGUACAGGAGAGCAGGCAAUACAUUUCACAGUACACACACACACUAUAAACAAUUACAUUACACACACCCUGCACCUAUAAUGGGUACAGGGUGACUAAAACAUAAGAUAAAUAAAGCAGCCUACAUAAAUAGUCUGUCUGAAGGUAGACUAGGGGCUUUAAAGCCAGAUACAUGAAAGAGUCAUAGUCACAGGGGAGGAGGCUGGCAAGUAGGCCUCUCCAGGACCAAGUGGCGAAGGGCACUUCGUCACAGCAUGCUGUUGCCGUCGCUUGUCCGACACUAUCGUGUCAGAGUGAUCCGCCAUCUUGGUGAUCCCCCUUGGUGCCUGUUGCUUGUUACGGUGCUCGGGGUAAACCCCCAUCAGUCCACGGGGGAGGAGGGAUGAUUGCACGCCGCUCGUUUGGUGUGGUAAGCAUCUGGCGGGAAGGCGGCCGCCCUACCCCGUGCUUCCGCUAGGCCUCAUGUAGCUGCUGCGGUACCCGGUCGAGUUGGGUGACAUGAUUAGUAUCGGCAGGUCUGUGGCUGCUUCCUCUGUUCAAGUAUCCUAUUUGUGGGUAAUUUCCAGCAUGUAAUCUCUUAGUAAUCGUCGAUUUUGGGCCCACACUAUAGUGUGCGACUGUUCAGAGUGCCAGUUCGGCUUGGCCCACCCAAAUCGUACAUUUUUAAGUUUUGUUCUUGUUUUUCAGAGCUGAACAACUCAAUUUGACAAAGAAAAUGACAGCUUUUCCUGUCUUCCUGUUGGGGCUUUUGCUUGGCCUCAGCGAAUCGCUGCUUUCUCCAGAACAGCUGAAAGGUAAGUCAAACUAAUAAACAAAUAAAAUAUAUAUACUGAAUAUAUUGCGGUUUGUGGAUUAUUUUCUUACUACCAGCUGUGAAUGGCAGGACGUACUGUCACAGGGACUGGAAAACCUUUUAAUGUAUAACAGAAUAUAUACAUUAUAUAAACCCUGCGCUCAAGCUCCCACUGCUCAUUGAGCAGCAAUGGCUACAGUAUUCACCAGCCCAAAUACAAAGUACAACACCAAAAAUAAAGUAUCCCAAAUCUCGCUUAUAUAAAUGUCAGGAGGUUUUACGUUCACUCCAAUGCCAAAUCAAGGCAAAAUCUCUUCAGUGAGUCCUAAGCUAAGAAGUCACCUUUACCAAAAUCUCUAAUGAGACAGAGAGGGGUAUUUUUAUAGGGCUAAAUAAUAGGGAAUAAUAAUAAUAUUAAUAAGGAAUAAUAAUAAUAGUCUGAGACUGACAAGGAGGCAAAUCAGGGGCAGAGCCAGCACAAGUCAAAAACAGCCCUGGCCAAUCCGCAUCUCCUCAUAGAGAUACAUUGAAUCAACGAAUGUCUAUGAGGAAAGUUCAGUGUCUGCAUGCAGAGGGAGGAAACACUGAAUGGCAGUAUGGCUCAGUGUGCAGCACUGCCAGUGGCGUCGCUGGGGGGGGGGCAGAGGUGGCCAUGCCCCCCUCCUACAUCAUGCUGUGCCUAUUCCCUUGGGCUGUACCUGUAACAGUCUGUGACAGCCCGAGGGAAUACAGAAGAGAGGAGAUGGAACAGUGCUGGGUGUUUUCAGCAGCUUCCCUGGCACAGGCCCCACCCCCAAAAUAAGCCCGCCCCGCACAUAAGCCCUGCCCUGCCGUUAAGCAGCAGACCAUGCUGCUGCUGGAAAGGCCAGAAGAUGUAGGCUUGAUAUGCUCAGGUGUGUGUCUGUGUCUGCCAGUCUGCCUGCCAGUGAGGAAGCUUGUGUGUGUGUCAGUGUGUGUGUGUGUGUGUGUGUAUGGACUCAGCAGUCUGUAUGUGUGUAUGGACUCAGCAGUGUGUGUGUAUGAACUCAGCAGUCUGUAUGUGUGUAUGGACUUAGCAGUCUGUGUGUGUAUGGACUCAGCAGUCUGUCUUUGUGUGUAUGGACUCAUCAGUAUGUGUGUGUGUUUGUGUAUGGACUCAGCAGUCUGUGUGUGUGGACUCAGCAGUCUGUGUGUGUGUGUGUGUAUGGACUCAGCAGUCUGUGUGUGUGUGUGUGUUUGGACUCAGCAGUCUGUGUGUGUGUGUAUGGACUCAGCAGUCUGUGUGUGUGUGUGUGUUUGGACUCAGCAGUCUGUGGCUGUGUGUGUGUGUGUGUGUGGACUCCAGCAGUCUGUGUGUGUGUGUGUGUGUAUGGACUCAGCAGUCUGUGUGUGUGUGUGUGUGUGUUUGGACUCAGCAGUCUGUGUGUGUAUGGACUCAGCAGUCUGUGUGUGUGUGUGUGUUUGGACUCAGCAGUCUGUGUGUGUGUGUGUGUUUGGACUCAGCUUGGUCUGUGUGUGUGUGUAUGGACUCAGCAGUCUGUGUGUGUGUGUGUGUAUGGACUCAGCAGUCUGUGUCCGUGUGUGUGUGUAUGGACUAGGCAGAUCUGUGUGUGUAUGGACUCAGCAGUGUGUGUGUAUGGACUCAGCAGUCUGUCAUGACAAUGGACUCAGCAGUCAUGUAGUAUUAAUACAAUGGAUUCAGCAGUCUGUAUGUGUAUAGGACUCAGCGGUUUGUGAGGUGUGUGUGUGUGGACUCAGCAGUCUGUGUGUGUGUGUGUGUGUGUGUGUGGACUCAACUUGGUCUGUGUGUGUGUGUGUGUGUGUGUGUGUGGACUCAGCAGUCUGUGUGUGUGUGUGUGUGUGUGGACUCAUGGUCUGUGUGUGUACGGACUCAGCAGUGUGUGUGUAUGGACUCAGCAGUCUGUGUGUGUGUAUGGACUCAGCAGUCUGUCUGUGUGUAUGGAGUCAGCAGUCUGUCUGUGCGUAUGGACUCAGCAGUGUGUGUGUAUGGAGUCAGCAGUCUGUCUGUGCGUAUGGACUCAGCAGUGUGUGUGUAUGGACUCAGCAGUCUGUCUGUGUGUAUGGACUCAGCAGUCUGUCUGUGUGUAUGGACUCAACAGUGUGUGUUGUGUGUGUGUGUGUAUGGACUCAGCAGUAUGUGUGUGUGUGUAUGGACUCAGCAGUGUGUGUGUGUGUGUGUGUGUGUGUGUGUGUGGCCUCAGCAGUGUGUGUGUGUGUGUGUGUGUGUGUAUGGACUCAGCGGUCUGUGUGUGUGUGGACUCAGCAGUGUGUGUAUGGACUCAGCAGUCUGUAUGUGUGUAUGGACUCAGCAGUGUGUGUGUGUGUAUGGACUCAGCUUGGUCUGUAUGUGUGUAUGGACUCAGCAGUCUGUGUGUGUAUAUGGACUCAGCAGUCUCUGUGUGUGUAUGCACUCAGCAGUCUGUGUGUGUUUGUCUGUAUGGACUCAGCAGUCUGUGUGUGUGUAUGGACUCAACAGUCUGUGUGUGUGUGUGUGUGUGUGUGUGUGUGGACUCAGCAGUCUGUGUGUGUAUGUGUGAGUGUGUGUGUGUGUUUGGAUUCAGCAGUGUGUGUGUGUCUGUGUGUGUAUGGACUCAGCAGUCUGUGUGUGUUUGGAUUCAGCAGUAUGUGUGUAUGGACUCAGCAGUCUGUAUGUGUGUAUGGACUCAGCAGUCUGUGUUUGUGAGUGUGGAUUUCUGCAGUAUGUGUGUGUUUGUGUGUAUGGACUCAGCAGUCUGUGUGUGUGUGUGUGUGUGUGUGUGUGUGUCUAUGGAUUCAGCAGUCUGUGUGUGUGUGUGUAUGGACUCAGAAGUCUGUAUGUGUAUAUGGAUUCAUCAGUCUGUAUGUGUGUAUGGACUCAGCAGUCUGUGUUUGUGAGUGUGUGUGUGGACUCAGCAGUCUCUGUGUGUGUGUGUGUGUGUGUGUGUGUGUGUGUAUGGACUCAGCAGUCUGGAUGUGUGUAUGGACUCAGCACUGUGUGUGUAUGGACUCAGCAGUCUGUAUGUGUGUAUGGACUCAGCAGUCUGUGUGUGUAUGGACUCAGCAGUCUGUUUGUGUGUACAACUCAGCAGUCUGUAUGUGUGUAUGUAUUCAGCAGACUGUAUGUGUGUAUGGACGCAGCAGUCUGUGUUUGUGAGGGUGUGUGUGUGUGUGUGUAUGGACUUAGCAGUCUGUGUGUGUAUGGACUCAGCAGUGCGUGUGUAUGGACUCAGCAGUAUGUAUGUGUGUAUGGACUCAGCAGUCUGUGUGUGUGUGUGUGUAUGGACUCAGCAGUCUGUGUGUGUGUAUGGACUCAUCAGUGUGUGUGUAUGGACUCAGCAGUCUGUAUGUGUGUAUGGACUCAGCAGUCAGUGUGUGUGUGUAUGGACUCAGCAGUGUGUGUGUAUGGACUCAGCAGUCUGUUUGUGUGUAUGGACUCAGCAGUCAGUGUGUGUGUAUGGACUCAGCAGUGUGUGUGUAUGGACUCAGCAGUCUGUAUGUGUGUAUGGACUCAGCAGUCUGUAUGUGUGUAUGGACUCAGCAGUCAGUGUGUGUGUAUGUACUUAGAAGUCUGUGUGUGUGUAUGGACUCAGCAGUCUGUGUGUGUGUGUGUGUGUGUGUGGACUCAGCAGUCUGUGUGUGUGUCUGUGUGUGUAUGGACGCAGCAGUCUGUCUGUGUGUGUAUGGACUCAGCAGUCUGUCUGUGUGUGUAUGGACUCAGCAGUCUGUGUGUGUGUCUAUGGAUUCAGCAGUCUGUGUGUGUGUGUAUGGACUCAGCAGUCUGGGUGUGUGUGGACUCAGCAGUCUGUGUGUGUAUGGACUCAGCAGUCUGUGUGUGUGUGUCUAUGGAUUCAGCAGUCUGUGUGUGUGUGUAUGGACUCAGCAGUCUGUGUGUGUGUGGACUCAGCAGUCUGUGUGUGUAUGGACUUGGCAGUCUGUGUUUGUGUCUGUGUAUGGACUCAGCAGUCUGUGUUUGUGUCUGUGUGUGUAUGAACCCAGCAGUCUGUCUGUGUGUAUGGACUCAGCAGUCUGUAUGUGUGUAUGGACUCAGCACUGUGUGUGUAUGGACUCAGCAGUCUGUAUGUGUGUAUGGACUCAGCACUGUGUGUGUAUGGAUUCAGCAGUCUGUAUGUGUGAAUGGACUCAGCACUGUGUGUGUAUGGAUUCAGCAGUCUGUAUGUGUGUAUGGACUCAGCACUGUGUGUGUAUGGAUUCAGCAGUCUGUAUGUGUGAAUGGACUCAGCACUGUGUGUGUAUGGACUCAGCAGUCUGUAUGUGUGUAUGGACUCAGCACUGUGUGUGUAUGGAUUCAGCAGUCUGUAUGUGUGAAUGGACUCAGCACUGUGUGUGUAUGGAUUCAGCAGUCUGUAUGUGUGUAUGGACUCAGCAGUCUGUGUGUCUAUGUGUGUGUGUGUGUGUAUGGACUGUAUCAAGGGAAAUGUUUUUGUUUUUUAAUAAUCCUUGGUGGAAAAUAAUGAAUUCUCCACCAGGGAUUAUUAAAAAAGCCCAGCACAUUGUGUUUGGGGCGGGGCUUAAUAUGUGGCAGGGGCGGGGUUAAAUGUGCCCCCCUAAAAAUGAAUCCUAGAGACGCCACUGAGCACUGCCCCAGGAAGGAUCUCUAACUGCCAUCUGAGGAGUGGCCAGUGAAGUUACCACUAGGCUGUAAUGUAAACACUGCAUUUUCUCUGAAGGUAAUGAUUCUACUCACCAGAACAAAUUCAAUAAGCUGUAGUUGUUCUGGUGACUAUAGUGUCCCUUUAUUAAUGAAUAACCGUGAAGUUACAUUUUUCUUCAUUCCUGUACUAUGCUACCUAAUCAUCUACUGACAGUUUAAGUGGAAGUAGUCCUUACAAAGUGUGAUCUUUCUCCAGCCCUCAAAUUGCUCAAAGUUCCCGAUCAGUUAGUUACAGUUUUUUUGCUUUGGUGUUUUUCGACAUUUUUAACACAGUAAUCAAACUUUUCGCAAGUCAUCUCUAAGUUUCAACUGAUUUCAGAGAUGGCUGAGUUGAUAAAGUAACAGCUGUAUGAGAAGUGAUAUAUUCAUCAGAAUACUGCGACUCGGAAACUCAGACUGUACAGCCGAGAUUAUAAAGCUUAUAUUUUCACCUAGAAAAAGUCCACACCUAGUGUUACUAAGCUACAAUUUGACUUUUAAAGGAACACUAUAGGGUCAGAACCCUUUAGCCCCCUUAAAAGAUAAGAAAACUUACCUAAACUACAAUAAGCUGCAGUUGUUCUGGUGACUAUAGAGUCCCUGUAACGAAAGCAAUAAUUUUUACUUACUCUCACUGGAAUACAUCUAACGCUGAGCAUAAACUCUGUACUGUUAUGUGCCUGUUCUAAUUAUCCAAUAUAAACCAACAUACAAUUUACUGCUACCCUUGUGACAACGUAGAGGUGACUUAGGUCUGAAAGCCGCAACAUAUUAAAACGUUAAUUUGAGAUGUUUGUAUUUUUCAUAAUUUAUUAAAUCAAAAAUGCUUUCAGUGCAAAUAAACCUGAUGCCAUUAAACACAUAAACAGUACAUAGAGCUUCUAUGUAAGGAAGUGUACAGGUGAAAUAUUUAAUAUCAAACAGCAACAAUGUAUGUAAAUAGACAAGAUCACUAGAACCCCAACAGUCCACAGCACAAGGAAAGUCCAAAAGAUAAUAAUAAACUUCACAAUCCGGCAAAGUAUAUCAACUGGGUCAACGCCUGAGUAGCUGUGGUACCUGGUGAAUGACAACCCAAAUAUCCAGAAUUUAGGUAGUCCGCAACAGGGUAUACGGGGAGUCUUACAAUUAGCAAGGAGAAUCUGAUGGUGUAGGUAUCAGUAUUACACAUUUCUCCCCCGAAGGACUUUCUCAGAAGAUAAUAUUUGCAUAACUUCUAGUGAGCAGUAUAAAAUCUAUUCAACAAACCACCAGUGCCAAGAAACAUAGUAGAUUAUAAGAAUACCUUUACAUAUUCACUGUAUCUAAUUCCUCAUUACAUCAGUCUAGUUAAAAUAUCCAUCUAAAUUCUGCUGCCAGUAGUCUCUUGGGUCUGUCUGCAAGUAGAAUACUAGAUAGUAUCCACUCAAUACCCAAAAUAUUAAUAGGAGCUGGAACCCCCGAUGAUAUUUUAUUACAGGGAUGCACUCAGCACCAAAAGACUAAAUCUUGGUGAAGUGAUUUUGGUGCAAAGAUACAGCCCUUUAUUUGGAUAAUAUAAAGCUUUGCCACUUCGGAGAAACAGCUGUUCUUCCUUAAGACUUUUGAUUUUCCUUCGAAGAGGAUAAACUUUUUCCAUUCAUCUUUAUAAAAUCAUUAACAUCAUUAAUCCUCUCAUGGAACAGACAAUCACUGUAAUUAUUCACAUGCACUUGGCUGCUGUCUCCCAAAAUGUAUGUUAUAUAUGACAUUCUUGUACCUUUUAGGUUUAGUAGAUAUAUCUAAAACAAAGCCCAGCUGUAGGCCUUCAUAGUGCACAAUUAUUUUAUUCAAACUCAAUAUUAAAAUCCAAGUGUGAUUCUAAAAUCAAGAUGAAUGCCUUCAGAUUAGAUACUAGCUGUCAACAAAAGUACACUUUAAAUGCUCAACCGUAUAUGAUAGCGCUCCCUGUUAGUGCCCCCCCCCCUCCCCCCCGCACUGUUUGCAGCUGUGCACCAAGCCACUUCAGCAGGUUACGGUAUGGACUCAUGUGUGGUGCAAGGACUACAUAAAAAAUGAAUUCCGUUCUACAAGAUACUAGAUACCUUUAAUGACGCACUCUCGUAUUGCCCCAAGUCUAAUAUAAUACUUCUUAUGAUUAUUAAUAGAAAAAUAAAGCACUAGCAAUUCAUAUUUAUUGAUUACAUCAUUCUUUAUUUUUAUUAUACAUAUUACAUAUAUAUAUAAAUCGACUAAAUAUUGUGUGCUUCAUUUUACGUAAUCAAGAGUUAAAUUGAUUAAUCUAUAUUUAUGUAAAGGAUGCUAUUACAUGCUAACUCUUGGAAAUAUAUUUAGUACUGGCUAGAUUAAUUGUUAAAAAGCUAGACAAUAUUAAAUUUAAACUAAUUCAAACUAUUUUUUUUAUUAUUUUAAAAAAAUAUACUACCCCCAAAAAUAUAUAACUACCGUAAUAAAAAAAGAAGAAAUUAUUAAAUGUUCUCUUUGUUUUUACCUAUUGUUUAAUAUCAAUCUUUUAAAAUAUAUAAAAUAUGUUGCUACAAGGAAAGAAAGAGACUAAUAUAAUAAUUAAAAAAUGAAAAAAACUUAAAAAGACUAAAAAUAAAUAAUAAUGUAACCAUUACCCCUCCUCGUUUAGUAGGUGCAACCAUUACCCCUCCCCGUUUAGUAGUUGUAACCAUUGCCACAUACCUUUCAAGAACUCGAACCUAGGAAGACACACAAGUCCCCUUAAAGACAACACAAGGCUGGUUGUCGGAAUUAUUCAUUGUUACAACUAUAACAAACACAAUAUGGGACAUAAAUCCCCCUUUUAAGAACUAUAACCAGAACUGAAAUAUUGUUAUUAAUCGAUAUUACCAUAUUGAUGGCUAGUUUGGACAUCAAUGCAUUUUGAAUGGUGCUACAGAUCAUUUGGUAAAUAUGUAGAUUCAAGUGUAUAGCAUCCACUUACAUCAUUAAAUUGCAUAAUUCAUAUAAUUCACUCCAGUUACAUAACAUUUCGUUAAUAGAGCCCAUCCCUCGCUCAGUCAGUGCUAACGUGUAACAUACGUGUUCUUCAUUAGAAUGUUGAAGAAAACUGUGCUGAUAUAACAAUCCCAAAUUUAACUUCCUGAAGUCAAGGCACUUAAAGAUGGAGCAGUGGAAUGGACCUUGUUAAAUCAAUGGCAGCAAAGACCACCUUCAGUUGAUGUGCUACAUAUUCCAUCAUUCUCUGCCACCUGCAGGGACAUGUACAAUAUUUUUAGACAUUUCUUUGAAAUAUUAAAAUUCUCUUGUGUUAAAAUUUUAGGAUAAAUAUAAAUUUACGAAUCUCUUAAAAUGUAAAUUAUGACUUUGCAUUAUGAGAAACAUUAACCAGUUUCUUGUCUCGACCUGUAGACAUGUCAGUGCAGGGCAGUAAAUACAUCACCGAACAGUUUGAAAAUGCAAUAAAUGGUGUGAAAAAUAUGAAAGUUCUCAUGGACAACACAGGGAAAGAACACCAGGAGAUUCUGCACAGUCUGGAGGAAACCAAAAAGAAUAAAGAGGUAAUAGCAUUAUUAGUAAGUGAUUAUUUGGGUCUUUGCAAUCUAGUCAUUAUUAUAUAAAUCAGGUUCUGUGUAAACUGAUGCAACUAAUUAAUGUCCUUUUUAACUGUGAAAUUAAACUACUUUGGGGUAUUUUUAUAUCUUUGGAAAUGCUUUUUAAAUGUUUUCAUAUUUUUUUAUAUAUUUUCAAAACUAUUUUUUUUUAAUACUAUUGAAAUAUCAAAAAUAUAUCAUAUAAAAAUAUAUAUCAAAAUAUUUUCAAAAUAUAAAAUCAAUUUAAAAGUUCUUCCACAAAUAUUAAAUAAUUUGAAAAGCUUAUCCAAAAAUAUUAACUUGUGGCCUAUAUUGGAUAUUGGGUAGCACUAAGCAAACUGUCCUGCACCCUCUCUACAUUACACUUAGUAGCCUGCCUUUAUGUACCUGGGGAGUCAAAUGGAGGGAUAAUGCCAAGGGACACCAGGCUCUAUAGACAAUUCAAUGAGAAGAAAUGGUUAGAGUGCUUGCAGUGACACUUCGGGAAUGAAAACAUCUGAGAUUUAAUAUCUCAUAAAGUUAUUUAUCUUUUGUCUUUAUUUAUUCUGUGCAAGAUUAUACACGUGCAUUAUCUGUAUGCACACGUCAGAGGUUAUAGACAGUAUGUAUAUGGUUUGAUGUUGUAUAGUGCAUGUGUUGUAUUUUGUUACCCUGUAUAUCCAAUAUAUAUAUAUCUAUAUGUAAAGACCAUAUGUGCAGGUUCUGUUGGAACACUGUAUAUCUGUGUAGUAAGUACAGGGUAAAUACACAUUGAUGGUGCAUGCAUGGUCUGUUUGAACAAUGUAUAUGUGUGUAGUAAGUACACGGUAAAUACACAUUGAUGGUGCAUGCACGGUCUGUUUGAACAAUGUAUAUGUGUGUAGUAAGUACACGGUAAAUACACAUUGAUGGUGCAUGUAUGGUCUGUUUGAACAAUGUAUAUGUGUGUAGUAAGUACAGGGUAAAUACACAUUGAUGGUGCAUGCACGGUCUGUUUGAACAAUGUAUAUCUGCUUCAUCUUUUGUUCCAAUCUGUGUAUAUCAUUGUCUGUGGUCAUUCCCAGGAAGCUCUCAGGAGAGCUUUAGAUUCAGAGCAGCAACUUACGGAGAAGCAGGAGGUUUGCAACGAGACCAUGCUCGCCUUAUGGGAGGAAUGCAAACCAUGCCUCAAACAGACAUGUGUACGAUUUUACUCUAAAACAUGUAGAAGCGGCUCGGGUCUUGUAGGACGCCAGGUGAGUUCUAAGAAGGAGAUUUAUUUGAAAUUGUUUUAAUUUUCUAUGCUGUUGCAGGAAAAUAACAGUAGAAUAAAAUUACUCUCUGACUUAUCUGAGUUGGCAGAAAAAAAUGGCUGAAAAAUAAGACUCUGAUUAGAUCAAACCCUCCCCCCCCCCUCAGAAACCAUAGAAAACGCAACGCCACUAAGGAUUUACUAGAUGGUGCUAGGAGUAAGAGCCAGCCUUGUGGUGUUAAUCCUGCAGGCAAUAAUACCAUAUGUGUGUUCCCAGUUCUCACACUGUGUCAGUCAGGUUACCUAGCAGAGUCUCACUGGGCAAGUGACCUUUUCAAGAAGAGCUGAAACGGGGAGUUGCACGUAGAGAUUUAUAUUCCAAAUUUAAAUUGCUUAGGAAAUAAACUUGAAAUAGCAUUACAGAAUCCAAGUGGAUAAUAAUGAUCUAAGACUAAGACGAAAUAUAGAUAGAUAGUAUGGACGGUGGAAUGUUAAGUUGUAUAUGAAUAUUGCACCACCCAGAAAGAAGCCUUCUCACGUGUGUAGUCCCAUGUUAUUUGCCGUGAUCUCCCCCAGGGGACAUGUUGGCUGUAUGGUGAUGCCAUGGGAGAAGGAUAUAUACUUUCCAGAAAUUCUUCCAUCUUGUAACCAGUCAGAUUCCUUUAUUGGUAAACCAAUGGGAUUAAUGGGAAAUCCUGCCACCUGGCAGAUCCUCUUUUGGUAAACCAAUGGGAUUAAUGGAAAAUGCUGUCACCAGUCAGAUUCCUUUAUUGGUAAAACAAUGGGAUUAAUGGAAAAUCCUGUGAGAUCAUUGGAUCCUCCACAGAUCUUCUUGCACAUGGGCAAUGAGAUAAAGUUAUCAUAUAUUGAGCACCACCCAAGAACCUGACUCUUCCAUAAAAAAAGAUGUGACACUCUGUCCUGAUAUAUAUCACAUUAGACGUGGAAACGUUUGUCUGUCAGGAAGUUCUGGUGUUUUUAUUACUGUUGAUACUCUGGUCCCAGAGCAUGGUCCCUCGUGGCUCCAUAUACUACUGUAUUCUUGGAGAAGUGUUAAAACAACAUGUUCCUAUAUUGGAUGUUAUUAGCCAUUAUGGGUGUAUAAUGUGUGAUCAUGUUUUUUUUUUUUAAUUUACUCAUGUAUAUGAUUUCAUUGCAGUUUGAAGAAUUCUUAAACAGAUCUUCUCCGUUUACAAUACUGAUUAAUGGAGAGAAGAUAGACGCACUCACUAAGGAGGACGAGGAACAGCACAUGACCCUUGAAGAUCUGGAGGAUGGCUAUAGCGUUGUGGAAGACAGCGUGGAUAAGAUCUUUCAGGAUAGCAUCAAAGCUUUUGGACAAAUGAGACAGAUGUUUAAUAGUCCCUUCCAUAGAAGUUUCUUGGAACCCCAAUGGAACCCGUUCCCUAUCCAGCGUUUAGGUUUCCCAUUUUCAGGCUCAGAAAGACGCAGGGAAAGGUCUCUGCAAUUUAACCCAUAUUUCACUGGAAAUUUUGAGUCACUGUUUGAAGCAGCACAGAAAAUGAUGGAGAGAAAUCAUCACUUGGCACAUAAUGGGAUGAUGUGGAAUGGAAGAGAAGGUAAUGGAAUGGUUACUUUGUGACCACAGUGCUAAAAGAUUUCAAUAUAUUGACAUAGGCAGGCAGAGACAGCCAGACCACUGAUACCAUGUGAAGGUGCAACCCCUUUCUUGGUGUUUUGGUUCCUUGGGGGUGCUCUAUUUGAGGGUGCUGGCAGGUGGGAAACUAAUCACAGCCAAAAAGUUCAGGCCAACUUAGCACCAAAACAAACUAAGUUCUACAGCCACAAUUAUUUUUUUAAAUAAGUAAUGACUAGAUUUUUAUAUAACACAAUCAAAUCAUAGUUUUAUAUACUACUCAUGCACACAAUUUAUUUUCUGGUUGGUUGGUUGGUAGCACUGUUUAUUCUUGGGUUAUAACUCAGUUUGUUUUGGUUUUUUUUUGGUCAUUUUAUGUAGAAAUUACUCUCACUUUGUUACAGUAUCUUAUCAUGGUUGAACAGUUUCCCUUGACACCUUAAAUUUGUAAAUCUUGUCUGUCAUACGUGCCAAGUAAAUCUAUGAUUAGAAACAUUACAAAAAAUAGCAUUUUAUCCAUUGUAAAAAUAAUUUAAGCAUUAUAGAAAUACUUCUAAGUAGUUUAAAUGCCAAUAUACCAUAACAUUUUUUUAUUUAUUUUUUUAACUUGAUGUUUUUGUACCUUUUUUUUGGCACGUUCUGCGGUGUACUAACCUGUUCACUGCCUUAAUGGGAUUAACCCAGUCCAUGGGACAUCCAUCAUGCAAGGGCUCUCAAGGGUCUACUACAUUACCUACAAACAAUAUAGAGGAUAGGACGUAUAUUUUAUAAGGUUUCUCUGGAUCUGCAAACCUUUCUGCCACAAAACUACAAGUUUAUAGCGAUAUCCAAAUUAAACUUUACAGUUAGAACUUGGCAUUAUUUUUAUGAUAUAUUUAAUGAAUCGAGCAGCAUUUCCCAGGGUUCUGCUGCGAUUUUGCCAUAUCCAAGAUGGUCACCACCUCCCACUGUUGCCGAAAGUCAGUAACAGCAGAGAUCGCAAGACCCCAAUCUUAUUCCCGCCCGAUGUCGCCCAUUUCAGGCUCACUCCGAUGGUUGUGAGUAUUGAUACAGGACGAUCACGUGUAGGAAACCUACAAUCAGUAUUGUACCCAAUCAGGCUUCAUAUAGGAGGGAAAUUAUUCAUUUUAUUGUUCUGCCCUUUAGAUCAGUGCUCACUAUGGCAUCUGAGGAUAGCUUGUUUGUUAUUAUUUUGAGUGAGUCUCUGCUGGUUAAAAAUGUGCUGCUGAAAAUAUUUGUAUAUCACACUUUUGCUAAUUUACUUGGGUUGUUUUUUUUUCUUUUUGUAAAACUUCAAUCGAAAUUAUUAUUAUUAUUUUUUUUUUUUAAUUACAACAGUGCAUUUUGCUCCAAUACUGACCCAAAAAUCACUGGCACUUUUCUUGCUUAGCAAGAGCUGAGAGCAAAACAGAAUCCUUUGAAAAGUGUUAUUAGGAGGUUUGUGCUACUGUGCACAAUCAUUUGUGAGUUUCCAUGAUGCUGGUGCACCAACGGUUCCAUAGGAAUAAUUAAUUUGGAACCACUGAAAAACGAAAAAAGUUGGUGUCAUUGUAUUUUGACUGCAUGAUUAACACACUUCAAAUACUUUAUCAGAAAACCCAAGGGAUGUCACCAUGCAUAGAUAGUGACUAAAGGCUUCAUCUGUCACUUUCUGAGAAUUUCCAGAUACCCUUCAGUUCCUUCAUCUUUGUUCCUCAACGUGUAAUAAAGCUGCAUUGUUUGCCUACAGAUUUAGAACAAAAUCAGGACGUGCCAAUUAUACCACCAUAACUAUCUCCCCCUCCUACUCUCACUUCAGACAGACCUUAAGAAAUGGACCCCAUAUUACAUCUCCUGGUUCGGACGUAUCAAUGCGAUUAAAAUGAAUGCGUUACCCAGGAUACUCUACCUAUUCCAAACAGUGCCAAUUACUCUCCCCAGAGCCUUUUUUAGCUCUAUGACGACUGCCAUCCGCAGAUUCGUCUGGAACUCUCGCCCAACCCGAAUAAAAAAAUCAACCCUGGAACUACCAAAACUAAUGGGAGGCACGGGACUGCCCUCUAUAGAGACAUAUUACCGCACCGCUCACCUGCACAGACUGACGGACUGGCACGCACAACACCCAUUAAAACAAUGGGUGACCAUUGAGCUAGAACAAACCGAUAGAAAAAUACCCUCUAGGCUUUGGCUACAUACAGCCACAUACACUGACCUGCACACCGAGAACCCACUAAUUGACGCAACGCUCCGAGUGUGGAUAGCUAUACGCUACCGACUGCAACUAACAAGUUCUCCUAGCCCCUUGACACCCAUCACACAUAACCCAGACCUGGCCGAUGCUCUAACCCCACAAGACCUAGCCGGCCUCCAGCAGGCAGACUGGAUGUACCUGCACCAAUGGCUCGACACUCAGGGACUUAAACCACUCAGAAACCUCUGCCCAGAUAGACCACCGACGAUACUCGAACAAUUCAGAUACCACCAAGUUAAGACGUACUUCAAGUCCUUACAUGGUCGAGGACACCUGACUAGACCCCUCACCAGCUUUGAACACCUGUGCGUACACCGAACACACGUACACAGAGGUAUCUCCACUAUACAUACCAUACUCAAGACCCAAACUAACGAAGAUGUGGUGCUCAAAUUUAAAGAUCAUUGGGAGAGAGACUCGGGGGAAGCCCUUACCGUGCAAGACUGGGACAAGAUUUACACUCUCACACACAAAUGCUCUAUCAGCUCCAAGUACCAGGAGCUGAACUACAAAAUUUUAACACGCUGGUACAGAACCCCUGACGUACUCAAUCGCAUGAACGUAGGUGCCCCGGACACCUGCUGGAGAUGCGGCUUGCAUACUGGCACGUACUUCCACAUCUGGUGGCAGUGCCCCGAGAUUACCACAUUCUGGGAGAGGAUCAGGGUAGAGAUAAACAAAAUCACAGAUGCGGAGCUAACCCUAGAACCCCUAACGAUACUAUUACACCACACCCCCACACCCGUUAAGACAUAUAAGAAAUCCCUCUUGCUGCCACUACUCAACGCGGCAAAGGCCCUUAUCCCAGUGAUGUGGAAACAGAGGGGGGCGCCUACCCUCCAGCAAUGGGUGACAAGGGUGGAAGAAAUCCACUCAAUGGAGUCCUUAACUGCAGACCUACACGGUAGACAGGAGCAAUGUGCACUGACCUGGUACCCUUGGGAAACAUACCUAGCCAACAGAUUAGCAAACCCAAACACGGCCCCCCAGAGGCCCGCAGUUGACCGACUCAUACAGAGCUAAGCCACCCGGCUACCCCUCCCUCCAAGGUCCCCUACCUCCUGACCCUUUCCCGAGACUGGACAUUGGACAGAACCCCAACGACCGACUCUGACGAGCUCGUAAAUGGGGCUUAUCAAUACGCACACCCACUGUAAUCACAGGUGUAAAACACACAGGAAACCGAGACCCAACCUAGAGCUGAUACGGACAUGAAAAUAUCCCCUCCUGGCCUCCUAGACUGAUACCCAGAGUAUCCUCCCGUAUGACAAACUAUACCGAUAGGCAAACAAAAAUAUACACUAGCAACUGCCAACCCACAAUAGUGGGGAACUUAACCAAAACCAUCACACAUUGCUCUCAACCAGGCGACAAGAUGGCCUUGAAAGCUAAUAAGUGCUGAGUAGUCUGGGGAGGAGUUAAGGCACUAAAAAUAUCUUUUCUCGCUAGCGUGGCCCUAUACCAUGCCCAACAAUAUAUAUAUAUACAUGUCAAGCGACAAAAAGGCUCCUGACACUAUUGGUAUGAAACGUGAAAUGAGAAAUGUAGCGUGUCAGAAAACUUACCCCCCACAGCACCCAGACUAGACACCGAUUCACACCCUACACGUAAAGCGCACACCAUAGGUGCAAUAAACUGCGCAUUGUAGGCUAGUGGGGAUGCGAGACUAGAAACUUGACCUAAAAUAAUCCUACCUAAUGCAUGCGAUGGAAACUAUAGAAAUAUUGUCUGAGAAAACUGUUUUGAGAAUGCUAAAACAAUGGUGACGAAUGUUGUUAAGCUAUUCAGAACACUGAUGUUAAAAUUGACGUUAUACCGUUACUACAUCUUUCCUUGAAAAAAUGAUAAAACUUGAAAAUAAAGAUUGUCAAAAAAAAAAAAAAAAAUCAGGACGUGGGCAUGAAUCGAUGAAUGAGAAUGGGACAAUGGGUUAUGCAGAAGUUAUUUGUUAUCACUCUUACUCGAAUUGUCAGCAAUGUCAUUUUCAACAUGAAGAUAUUAUGAGGAGGACAUGUGUGGUCAUUUUAUGGUAUCAAUGAAUAACUCAGUUUGUUUUAAUAUAGAAACAACCAAUACUGGAUAUUGCAGAACUAGAAAAAGAGCUAUAAAUUUACUAAAGGGGAUAGAAAACAUUAGCUAUACAGAACUGUUAUAAAAAAAAACGCAUUUGUUUUCUUUGAAAAAGGCACCUCAGGGAGGAUAUGACAGCACUAUGCAAAUAUAUACAGGGUCAGUACAAACCGCUGUGUGCUAACCUGUUCAUUAGCAGGAAUAUACAACAAACAAGGGGUCACCCAUUGAGACCAGAAGAAAGGAGUUUUCACUUACAGCAGAGAAAAGAGAUCUUUACAGUAAGAACAAUAAAGAUGUGGAAUUAUCUGCCUAUAGAGGUUGUGUUAUCAGAUUCUACAGAUAUAUAUAUUUUUUAGAUGCUUUGAUGCUUUUUUGCAUAAACAGGAUGUUCAGGGAUAUAAUUGAUAUGCAUUUGAACAGGUUGUGGAUACAAUGAGAAAUCUGAUUGGCAUUUGUCCAAAAACACACCUUAGACUAGAGGCACCUCCUCAUUGAAGACCUUUGUUUUUUGAGAGCCUUAAGUGUUGGUGUCUUCACAUAAAGCAUGAUGAUGGUGAAUGCCACAGAGAAGAAGCAUUGGAUUAACUGUUUCUCUAUGAGAAGUAUUGGAUUGGUGGAAAGUAAUAAUGUGCCAUAGACCAGAGUGCUUCUAUGAGAAGCAUCUGAUUGGACCAGAGAUCAUUAAGUAUGAUGAUCUCACUGAGGGCAAAUUGAGAAUCUAGCUGGUGGUAGAGUAAGCUUAAUGUUUUUUUUUACCUUUUUUUUUUUUUUUUAAAGAAAGAAGAGGCCCUAAACCUAAAACUAGUAAAAGACACAUGUAGCCCCAUGUAGCCAAAGCGCAGCUUAGCGAAAAAAGGACCUUGACAGGGGUUAGGAGGCGGGCUUAGGAGGAAGCGGCUAGGACUGGUGGGUUGUGGGAAAAGGGGUUUGGCUAUUUAAAUAGGUAGCCAUUUUGGAAUGAGCACUUUAAUCUCCUACCUGGUGGAGUUUGUCCCACCCACCCUCCCUAGGAUUUGGUUUUGCGAAUGGGGGUUAUCCCGUUUUGUCACAGCGGUAGGAUAGGGAACUGAAGAAGAGGAAAUAGGCUCCCCAUGAGGAACGUGAUGGACGUGGAAAAUUGUGGUCAUUGGUGGUUGGUAGGUUUUGAGUCCUGGAGAUGGCUCAGAACCUGCGGGGUAGGGGUAUCCGGGCAUAUCCCUGCCGUGUUUACUUUAUGGUUGGCACUUAAAUUUGUUCAUGUUGGAGUAAUGUUGAAAAUUGUUAUAUAUAUAUAUGUGUUAUAUAUGUUGGGGUUUUAUAUUGAAUUUGGGAGUUUUGUCCAAGGUUCCGACGGCCCAUAUGGCGACUAUACACCAGUCAUGUAACUAAAAAAAUAAAUAUAUAAUAGUUAGAGUGUUCCUUUCGCCAGCCCAGAUAAUUUCAUUACAAAAUGUCCAUUAACUCACCGAGUUGUUUUUUACUUCUCAGGAAAUGCUACUGAUGGCAAGAUGGUUUGUCGUGAACUAAGACGCAAUUCAGCAGGCUGUCUUAAGCUGCAAGAGAAAUGUGAAAAAUGCAAGGAGAUUCUGGCAAUCGGUAAAAACGAGGAACGGUUCAGUGGGGUGCACUAAGUGGUUAUAAAUAUUGAUAGAAGUCUGAAUGCUAAUAUCAGCAUAAUUCACAGCAUUGAGAGAUAAGACGAUAGAAGGAGGGGAGGCUGAAGCUGUGUUGUGCUGUUGGUAUGUAUGUUGGUAUGAAUUCCAUCACGGGUAUACUCUUGGCAUGGACGCCAUGUUGGAGUUCAUGCGUAGAGUAUCACCGUGAUGGGAUUUAUGAAGCUCCAAUUCUGCUUUCUGACAUUGUUGUGUAUUGGAAUAUACACUCUGCAUUAGCCUCACUCAAAUAGUUAAAUGCUGUAUCUGUUUCUAAAUAUAUCUACAUAUGUAAUAUGCAAUAAAUAAUUCUAAAUACAUGUUCUGCUUUAGACAGUUAGUGAAUGACUACAAGUAUUUGCGUUACUGCAUGGGGUGUCUUUCAUCACACACAAUGCCAUUGUGUGAUAUUUUAAAUUCUGUCUUUCUUUCUUUCUUUCUUUAUUGAUUAGUUCUUUCUGUAAUGAGCAUGAUUUACAAUAGACAUGUGUUUUUUCAGUGUAGAAUUGUUGUUUUUGAUUAUCUACGGUCCCAAUAUAGGACAACAUAAGAUGUACCCCAUACCUCUCAUUUUUGUUGUUGUUGUUGUUGAUGUGUUCAGACUGCUCCGGAAUAGAUCCAGUACAACAACAUUUAAAGGAGACAUACGUGGACUCUGUGCGCCUAGCAGAAAAAUUCACCAAACAAUACGAUGAUCAGCUUCAGGAAUUCCGGGACAAGAUGCUCAAUACAACUGGUCUGCUGGAACGUCUUAAUCAGCAGUUUGGGUGGGUGUCGAGGCUUGCCAACAUGACCCAAAAUGAGAAGAACGGAAUAUUCCAAAUUGCUACUGUAAGUAAUGCUCUCACCCAAACAAAUCGAAAUAAAAUGCAACUUGUGUGCAAAAAUGUAUUUAUUUCAAAGCCGUCUGGGUCUUUAGAAAGUGUAAGUGUGUAGAUUUUAUUUAUACACAAUUCGUGUUUUCCCUUAAACACCUUAUUGUUGUCUCAGUUUUCCAACUCUGAGAUAACUAAGAAAAUAAGCUUUACAAUAAGAGUCCUGCAUUUCUUAUUGAGUACUGAGGGGUCUUUGAAAACUACCGGGUGUGACUGUUGUAAAGUCUACAUUUUCAGCUGUCCGUGCUGGACCACACAGGAUGUGAUUCACUGCUUCUGGUUAUCAGUUAAUUUCCGUCCAAGACUUUAUACUCUGUCAUGCUGUAUUUUAAGCAGUGUUACAGCUUGCUUGAAACCUUUUUGUAUUACACAGCACAACAGGAUUAGCCGGUGCAUUUUGGAAAUAACAAGAAUCUCGCUAAGUUCUGCAGCCUUGUGAAUAAAAAAAAGUAUAUUUUAGUAUUUUGUUUUUAGUGGAAGUAAUCCAAUGAUCAUAACUGGAUAAAAUACAACAUGCUCAAAGCUCCGAUUAUGUGUAGUGAUAAAGUGAAUUAAUGUUGUGAUCUCAUCUUCAGGUUUAUUCCAAGACUAAAAGUGGAGAAGAUCCCUCUGACACGAAGGUGACAGUUAAGCUCUUUGACCAUGAUCCGUUUACUUUCAUGGUGCCUGGAGAUAUCCCAAUGGAAGAUCCCAAGUUUGGGGAGUUAGUGGCGGCAGAGGCUUUGAAGAGAUAUAAAACAGAAGUGAUGUAAGUUGUGUUAAUGUUCCCCAUGUUUAGCUUCUGAAACCCAGAAUAUCCCAUGGAUUUUAUUAAUUCUUAUCAAUGGUUUUACAUAAAACCACUGGUGGUGCUAGCGACUCGAGACUUUGUUGUUGCGGUAAUGCUGCUCGGACCAUGCAGUUAAAUAAUAUAUCUUUGUUUUUGUUUAGAUCUGUCUGUAUAAGCACCAUAUGCCCUGUGUCGUAUGUUAUGGCUUUGAUUAUGUGGAAUUAUUUCACAGAGGGCACUAUAAAGAAGGCAAAUAACUCAUAAAAUGUAUUAUCAAAUGACAAGCACAAGCUACCUGUAUUCAAGAAGUAACAGUGCUGUAAAAUCUGUUAACAUUUAUAGUAAAGUUAUCAUAUAUUAAAAAUUCAGUUACACUAAACGUAAUAGAUGUUUCUUGAUCUACUGAAUUCAACUCACACAUUUAUAUAGUUACGGUGCUUAUUAACAUUAUUAUCAACAGAUUGUGAUUAAUUUGGGGAAAAUGAACGCGUGCAUGUUAGACAGAAGCUAGAAGCAGACCCACAUUGAUAAUAUGAUAAUAAUAAAUAUUUAAAGAUUAGAGCACAGGCUGCCAUUCAAUCUCCUUGGAAGUACUAGGCCAGUGUUAUAUAGCUAGGACUUGCUGGGAAUUAUGGGUAAUGUAGUUUCCCUAUCACCAACUUGCUGUCUAGUGUAGUCCCCUGUAUAGUUCUAGGAGCUGCUUUGGUAGUUGGAUACAAUGUGUUUUGAUCUGAUAUCGUUCAAUGAUGAUUUGAUAUAAAAUAACCUAUUGUUUCUCUCCUCAGUGAGGCCGCCUGAUGAGAUAUAAUGGAUUCGCUGUAGCUUCUUAAAGAUCCCCAAUCAAUACUGAUUUCUGAUUGACCUCCUGGAAUCAAGCGCUGAUCGAUCCCAAGCCUACUACUGUAUCUUACUACUGCCACUCACUACCAGGGCUGUUUGCUGCUUUUAUUAGGGACCAAAUGAGCUUCCGACUAUUAAAGUUGAUGAUGCGUUGUGCUUUUGUUUUUUACGUAUUUUUGUUCUGCUCCAUAGAGUUAUAAUUACUUACAGAAAGUCAAUUUGAUUACAUUUUAUAGUUUGCCUUUAAUAAAACAAAAAUCCAUCAAUAAGUCACAGAAAAACUGUCCUGGGAGCACAGCUCAGUCUUUGUGUAUAUACAAGGGGUACAUUGAUGGGUAAAUGAGUCAGAGAUGCCGUGGCCUGGCAAAUAUGGGAGUUUUAUGACAGAUGGGAAUCUACCUGUUGGCCACUCUUGUGCUGGAGAGGGGCCCACAGAUGUCUUACACCAGAGCCCUCUCUACAUUAGUUCUGCCAUUGCACAGUAUAGAAUACAAGGCUCUAAGCCAGUAUCCCCAAACACACUAACCGUCCAGGAGUCACACCAAUUCUCUGAGGGUUACAUCAACAGUCCAGGUGAUACACCAGCCAUCCAGGAGUUACACCAACAGUCCAGGAGUUACACUAACAGUUCAGGAAUUACACCAGCAGUUCAGGAGUUAAACCAACAUUUCAGGAAUUAGGCCAACAAUCCACGAGUUACAUCAACAGGUCACAAUUGAGGCAGUUCCUAGUCCUGUUUUGGUGGAAUGCUGACAUACCCUGGACUGUGGGCAUGCCUUGAGGAUUGGUUUGGACACCACUGCUCUAGAAAUAUAAACCACAGACAAAAACACAUCACUUAUAUCAUAACACAAUAAUCCACUUACAUUCUAGGUAAUAACAGUAAGGUAGUGUUCAGUCAGUUCCUUCUUCAUUGGCAUUGAGUCCUCUGUGCAUAGUAAACUGGUGGUUGCAUUGGCCUCAGUAGUAUCUGAUUAUGGCAGCUGCACUCUUCUCUGAGUGACUGAGAACAUAUGGAAUCCAUACACUGUAACCCAGACUCUUCUAUUUGGAAUCCAUACGCUGUAACCCAGACUCUUCUAUUUGGAAUCCAUACACUGUAACCCAGACUCUUCUAUUUGGAAUCCAUACACUGUAACCCAGACUCUUCUAUUUGGAAUCCAUACGCUGUAACCCAGACUCUUCUAUUUGGAAUCCAUACACUGUAACCCAGACUCUUCUAUUUGGAGUCCAUACACUGUAACCCAGACUCUUCUAUUUGGAAUCCAUACACUGUAACCCAGACUCUUCUAUUUGGAAUCCAUACGCUGUAACCCAGACUCUUCUAUUUGGAAUCCAUACGCUGUAACCCAGACUCUUCUAUUUGGAAUCCAUACGCUGUAACCCAGACUCUUCUAUUUGGAAUCCAUACGCUGUAACCCAGACUCUUCUAUUUGGAAUCCAUACGCUGUAACCCAGACUCUUCUAUUUGGAGUCCAUACGCUGUAACCCAGACUCUUCUAUUUGGAAUCCAUACACUGUAACCCAGACUCUUCUAUUUGGAAUCCAUACGCUGUAACCCAGACUCUUCUAUUUGGAAUCCAUACGCUGUAACCCAGACUCUUCUAUUUGGAAUCCAUACGCUGUAACCCAGACUCUUCUAUUUGGAAUCCAUACACUGUAACCCAGACUCUUCUAUUUGGAAUCCAUACGCUGUAACCCAGACUCUUCUAUUUGGAAUCCAUACGCUGUAACCCAGACUCUUCUAUUUGGAGUCCAUACGCUGUAACCCAGACUCUUCUAUUUGGAAUCCAUACACUGUAACCCAGACUCUUCUAUUUGGAAUCCAUACGCUGUAACCCAGACUCUUCUAUUUGGAAUCCAUACGCUGUAACCCAGACUCUUCUAUUUGGAAUCCAUACACUGUAACCCAGACUCUUCUAUUUGGAAUCCAUACGCUGUAACCCAGACUCUUCUAUUUGGAAUCCAUACACUGUAACCCAGACUCUUCUAUUUGGAAUCCAUACGCUGUAACCCAGACUCUUCUAUUUGGAAUCCAUACGCUGUAACCCAGACUCUUCUAUUUGGAAUCCAUACGCUGUAACCCAGACUCUUCUAUUUGGAAUCCAUACGCUGUAACCCAGACUCUUCUAUUUGGAAUCCAUACGCUGUAACCCAGACUCUUCUAUUUGGAGUCCAU
Molecule: messenger RNA, 30981 nt
Organism: Pelobates cultripes (western spadefoot toad)
Lineage: Eukaryota; Metazoa; Chordata; Amphibia; Anura; Pelobatidae
Source: the annotation of a GenBank genome assembly